UUAUAUCCAAUCCAGUCCCUGACCGCUAUUGCGUGCGCUUCGAUCCGGUUCGGUCGGUGUGGUUUAGUGGUUCACGGCGGUUUGGUGUUCGUGUGGGAUACCGCUCGAUAAUCGGGUUUGAUCGUUUUGACUAUAGCGUAGUGGCGUAGUGUUGGUACAUCACUGUCACAUCCCUAUCUUCUGUUUUUGAUCGUGGACGCCUCUGUAUGAGGUUGAGCGCAGCAUGGGGAAAAGACGGCCGUAUAAGCAGUACCUGUGGGACCCUUCUUCCGAAGUGCCGACCCGCACGAAGCAUCGACUUCGAAAAGAAGCAGAAAAAAGAAAACGGGAAGCGCUUGUGCUCACAUCCAGUGACAGCGAACUCUCCGACUCGGAGCUGAGUCCUGGCAUUCCACAAGUGGACAGUCCCGGGAGCGCAUCGAUGACCGUUCUGGACGAAGAAAAUGCAAGUGUAGCCUCAACGUCUGGUCAAAGAAGCGUAGCAAAUGAACGUUUCACGGAAGAUCCGGUGUCGGAGUCGCCCUCGUCCGAAGGCGAAGACGACCCCCCGAGUUCAGAAGAGGCAGGGGCCAAAAGGGAAACGGAUGAACCACUGUAUCAAGGGGCCAAGCUGACGAGAGCGGAAAGCCUGAUAAUGGUGAUGAGCCACAGCCUGCGGUACGACUCUUCGAAGGAAUCAACCGAGAGCCUUCUGAAGCUUGUGGACUCCCAUCUUCCGGAGGGAACAGUUUUUCCCAGGUCGAAGUUUUUAUUUUUUAAGCAUUUUGCUGGGGACGAAGCCAGUAAGGUAAUGUAUUUAUACUGCCCCCAAUGCGUAUGUAAUCUGGGGAAAGUGACUGCAUCUCUCUUAGAAGUAUCCUGCUCGGUCUGUAGUACUGUUUAUAGAGCAGAUGAUCUUGUGUCGAAGGGUGCUUAUUUUGUUUUUUUGGACCUUAAGUCCCAGGUUCGGGACAUUUUGUUGAGUGGGAGCCUGAGCACUCCAGGAACGUUGGAGUAUGAUGUGCAGGACAUCACACAAAGCUCUGCCUACCACAGCCUUCCGCUGAAAGAGGGGGAUCUCAGCGUAACGUGGAAUACCGAUGGUGUUCCGCUUUUCGAGUCUUCGAAUUACAGCAUUUGGCCUUUGCUUCUGCAAGUGAAUGAGCUGCCAUUUCACGAACGCGUGCAGAACCUGCUGCUAGCAGGUUUGUGGUUUGGCCCUAAAAAGCCAGACAUGAACUGUUUUUUGGAGCCAUUUGUGGAGGUUAUGAAUGAACUGUCUUCUGUGGGUGUUCCUUGGACUGAUGCUUCUGGCACACAAAAAGUAUCUAGAGUGUUUCCAGGGCCAUGUACAGUAGAUACUGUUGCACGCUGUAUGCUCAUGAAUAUGACUCAGUUUAAUGGGGCUUUUGGGUGCGGCUGGUGUGAGGCCGAAGGAGAGGUCGUGGAGAAAGGUCGAGGCCAUGUAAGAGUGUACCCUGCGGUCGUUGGCACAACACGGUCUCAUGAGUCGUUUCUCCAUCAUUCUGAGAAGGCGGAGAAGCAAGGUGCACCAAGCCAUGGUGUUAAGGGUGCAAGCAUUCUUUUCGGAUUGGCAUUUUUCAACUUUGCCUCAGGUUUCGUUGUUGAUUACAUGCACGCUGUGUGCUCCGGGUUCGUGAGAUCCACGGCUUUUAUGUGGUUCAAAGGUCGGAGUGGGCAGCACUACCACCUGGGUAGUUUCAUGUCUGAAAUAGACAUGAAACUAAAAGCGCUGCAGCCAAUCUGGGAGAUCUCCCGACUUCCCAGAUCUCUGAAGGACAUGAAGUUCUGGAAGUCGUCGGAAUGGCGCAGCUGGAUGCUUUUUUAUUCUCCUGUGGUCCUGAAGGGGUUCCUCCCGAAAAAGUACUUCGACAACUGGCUGAAGUUUGUGCGUAUCAUGCACUUCUUGUUGAGUCGCUCAGUUCCACUUGACAGCCUUCCACAGGUGAAAAGAGCAAUGGCCGCAUUCCUCAAAGAGUUCGAGGAACUCUAUGGCCAAGUCAACAUGACUUACAACACGCACUUACUCCUCCACUUGAUAGAUAGUGUGAGACUGUGGGGACCCCUCUGGGGGUACUCCGCAUAUCCCUUUGAGUCAAUGAAUGGGAAACUUGUACGACUUGUAAAUGGGACAAGAUAUGUUCAAUGUCAGAUUAUUGAUAAGUUUUCAAUAAUCCGAAGUCUUCCGAAACUGUGGGCAGUCGCCUCCAACCGCAGUGCUGAUGACCAGAUCGCGGUACUGCUCAGGUCACUGAUGAAAGGCUACAACUUGAGGAAGCAUGUGGUAAAGAAUGGUGCCGUAAUCUUCCAAGGAAAGGGUCAACCCGAAGGAGACAAAGUCCUUUUCAAGAAGGUUAGAAUUGGUGCCUUCACGUACUGUGUCAAAGCACUGGACAAGUCCCGUAGGAAGAAUUCCUACGUGUUUGUAGGGGGCAUAUUCGGGCAGCUAGUUGCCAUUGUUGCUUGGUGCAAGCGGGGGCACACGUCAUGUAGCUGUGUCAAAAAUGUGACCCUGCGUUUAGAACAACUGAAAGUAAAGGACUUUGUUCUCAGCUCUUUUGGAGCUCUUUCUCUAGUACAGUUUGUUGAAGUACAACACACUAAUGCAAUAAUCGAAAAGGACGCUGCAUCUGUUCAGAAGUGCAUAGUUCUUUGCAAUUCUUCUCGCACCUGUCUAUGCGUUGUGAAUGAUACCUAUGUGCUUGAGUCUGUCUGAAAGCUUGCAGUGAGGAAGGAGCAUAAAAACAAAAGCCUCGAGGUGCACCUAAGUACUUCUUAUGAGUUGUGAAUGCGAAAGCACGUAUGCCGCUCUUCGUUCCCUUCUUUGGUCUCCGGCGUACAGCGCGCUGACCUUGGGCGUGGAGCGGUGGAGCCGCUGCCUCGCGGACAUAAGAUUUAAUGAAGCCGUUUUCGCGCUUCAAACUGAAGACGUCGGCUCUUUCCAUGAGGCAGUUAAUGCUUUUGCAUUAAAACUUCCCUUUUAGUGCUCCUUCCUUAAGGUGUGAUCUCAUUGCCGAUGCACCUGUCCUGUUCUUAAAGGGAUACUACAACGAAAUUUCGGCGCUCAUUUUUUGGUCUAUAUGUGCUCAAAGGAGCAGCAUCACA
Messenger RNA from Ixodes scapularis (black-legged tick), 3105 nucleotides. RefSeq lists its product as uncharacterized. The transcript is spliced from 2 exons. NCBI's taxonomy places the organism in Eukaryota, Metazoa, Arthropoda, Arachnida, Ixodida, Ixodidae. The record is from RefSeq and is a predicted model, not a curated record. Bases 224 to 2716 code for a protein of 830 amino acids.